Molecule: messenger RNA, 2327 nt
Organism: Raphanus sativus (radish)
Lineage: Eukaryota; Viridiplantae; Streptophyta; Magnoliopsida; Brassicales; Brassicaceae
Product: transcription factor MYB65
Exons: 3
Coding region: 593-2095 (500 amino acids)
Source: RefSeq, a predicted model, not a curated record
CUCUCUCUCUCUCUCUGAGCUUAUGAAUGAUGAAUGAUUGCUUUACUACUCUGAUCUCUUCCCAUCUUCAACCUCUCAAUUGAUUGAUUCAUUCUCCUAGAUUAAACAUCGCUCUCCCCUUUCCUCCCGCGUAAUCUCUCCUUGCUUGCUUUCUUCAUCCAUUUUGCACACGGAUCUCUCUCUCAUCUUCACUCGAAAUCUAGGUUUUUUUUAUCCCAAAAUCGGGAUUACUUUCCCCUUCUUCUCUUGUGUUCAGCUCAAAACUUCGAGCUCCGACUUCGUCUCUUUGUGAUAAACGCAGAUCUAUAGCUUAGGGUUUCGUUUCUUUUCGAAUUAGGGAAUUUGAUUUUUUAGGUUUUUCUUUCUAUUAAUGGAAUCUCUAAGUGUGUGUGUAGAGAGCUUCUGGAAUCUAAUUUUGUCCAAAGAUCUUUACUUGUUACUUUUUUAGUUGUCUGUUUUCAAAUUCAUUCUUUUGAUGUUAAUAUAUUAAAAGACUCUGUCUUUGCUUCACUGUACUGGUUUCAGGUGUGAGAGCUUUAAUGUCUAAACGGUUAUUAAAGGUGAAACUGCUUUAAUUAGAAAGAGUUAGAGGAUGAGUUACACGAUGGAUGAGAGUGAUGACGCUAUCUACUCCAGCAUCUACAACAACGAAUCCCCAUCGACUGCUGAUAAUAAUGGCUGCACGAGCAGCAGAGGAGGGAAAGGAAGUGUCCUGAACCUGAAGAAAGGGCCGUGGACCUCAACCGAAGACGGGGUUUUGAUCGAUUACGUCAAGAGGCACGGGGAAGGUAACUGGAACAACGUGCAGAAGCACACCAGCCUUGCACGCUGCGGUAAGAGCUGUCGUCUCAGGUGGGCUAAUCACCUGAGGCCGAAUCUGAAGAAAGGAGCGUUUAGCAAAGAGGAGGAGCAGGUUAUCGUUGAGAUGCACGCCAGGAUGGGGAAUAAAUGGGCACAGAUGGCUGAACUUUUGCCUGGUCGAACAGAUAAUGAGAUAAAGAAUUAUUGGAACACACGUAUCAAGAGGCGGCAACGAGCAGGGUUACCACUUUACCCUCCUGGAGUCCAUGUUGAAGACCUGCACUGGAGUCAAGAGUAUCAAUCAUCAACGAGUAAUAUCACCGGAGUAGUAGAUAGAAGAAGACAUCAAGAGUUCUCGCAGUUGGGGAAUUCCAAAGCUAAUGUCCUGUUUGAGGAUCUACAUUUUGCUAAUGUCCUGUUUGAGGAUCUCAAUUUUGCUACUAGCUUGUUACCUGGAGCUUCUGAUAUGCUCGCAUGCAACAUGCUAGGAACUGGUGCAAGUAGCUACACGCCACACAGUAACAACAUAAGGCAAGCAUUCCAAUCUCCGGAACAUUUUCAGAAUGCUACUCCACAAAAGAAUCCAAGAUCUUUUAGUAUCUCUGAUCAUCAUCCUAUGUAUGGUGGAAACCAGAAUCCAUCUGAUGUGAUGAUGAUUCAAGAUAGCCAUACCUUUACGGAUGGCAUGCUUCCUACUUCUAAGCCCUUGUUUGGGGCGGUGAAGCUGGAGCUCCCUUCAUUCCAAUAUUCAGAAACUGGUGGAUUUGAUCAGUGGAAGACGACGACACCGUCGCCUCCACAAUCAGAUCUACUGGACUCUGUUGAUACUUAUAUUCAAUCUCCACCGCCGUUGGAGAUAGAUGAGCCAGAUUGUUUCUCUUCGUGCGACACCGGCUUACUAGAUAUGCUGCUUCAUGAAGCCAAGAUCAAAGCUAGUGCGAAGCACGGUUUGUUGUUACCUUCGUCUGAGAAGAGUUUCAGUUCAACUACUUUUGCAACCGAUGCUACUCAGAAUGUACCACGAGUAGGUGAAUCAGAAGCUUUCCAAAACAUUUGGACUCGCUCCGAGAUUCCAAUUCCCACGCAACUUAGUGCAGGUGGAAACUCAUCAGCUUUUGCAGGGUACGUUGUGAAGACAGAAGAGUUGGAUCGGGUAUGGGAACCAAUUAGAGUUGAUGUAACACGACCUGAUGUUUUACUUGCGUCGAGCUGGCAAGAACAACAAGGCCGUUUUGGGAUUGUUAGAGACUCAAGCAGCAUGAGUGACGCCCUUGCGCUUCUUCUUGGUGGGUGAAAACUUUUGAAACAGUUACUCGACUGUUGGGUCAUCAUCAGGUUAUGCACCAAGAGCCGUUGGGUCUUGCGCAUGGAGUAACAUGCCUCCUGAUUGGUCCUUGUAACAAAAUGAACCACACUCUACUUUCAUGCUACUUGCUUCCUUUGAAGACUUUGCGGUUUCUUAUAGUUGAGACAAUAAAACUCUGUUUGAUUUCUCUUAUAAUUAAAACAAAUGAUUACUCAAUCAA